CAGAGAUGCCACAUGUGUCACACUGGAGUGCCGCAGACUUGUUUGCAGUGCCGCAAGAGGUCCCGCCUGAGUGCCGCAGUGUGCCGUGGAGUCUGCGGCACACUGUUCUGGAGUGCCGCAGGAAUGAGAUCUCCAUUGCUGCCGCCGACGACAAUGGCGUCUGGAAUAGUCCCGCUGCCUGCGCGGAUCAUUCCCAGGUCCAUCAACGUCUCAGCCGACGUGUUGAUCGUCGUUGAUGUCGUCGAGAUCAAUCAUGUGGAGUAUUCGGAGUGCCGCAGGGGUACCGUGGCAGUGCUCCUGCAGCACUUUCAAUGAGCCCUAUCACCUUAGGUUUUAAAAGCCUCUUUGUAGUCUAGGAGCUACAUACUGAGUGCGCAUUUCAAAAACAAGCCACAAAGGCAGGAGAUUCCCUGAAAAUGGCGCGAAUUGGCAGGCUCGAGCGCGCCGCCAUCAACGACGAGCACGCUUAUGACGUCGGGAACGGUCAUCGGAGGCUUCGAGUAAGCAUAUUCACGUCCUCGAG
Messenger RNA from Mycena citricolor, 523 nucleotides. Lineage: Eukaryota; Fungi; Basidiomycota; Agaricomycetes; Agaricales; Mycenaceae. The record is from the annotation of a GenBank genome assembly.